Messenger RNA from Recurvomyces mirabilis, 3480 nucleotides. RefSeq lists its product as uncharacterized. NCBI's taxonomy places the organism in Eukaryota, Fungi, Ascomycota, Dothideomycetes, Mycosphaerellales, Teratosphaeriaceae. Gene Ontology annotation, biological process: protein phosphorylation. Gene Ontology annotation, molecular function: eukaryotic translation initiation factor 2alpha kinase activity; ATP binding; protein binding. The record is from RefSeq and is a predicted model, not a curated record. The transcript is spliced from 2 exons. Gene Ontology annotation, cellular component: cytosol; nucleus; cytoplasm. Bases 1 to 3480 code for a protein of 1159 amino acids.
AUGAUGUUGCACUCCCUAUUGGAAGAAAAGUGUAUGCUAGAAGCGACUCGGAGAUGGACCGCUCUUCACGGUGACCGAGAGAUCGACCACGGCGCUAUACAGCAGAUUGCCGAAGAAAAAUACCAUGGGUUGGUUCAGCAACUAGCCCGAAAUCAGCUCGUUGUUCCUGGUUUGGAAGGAGAUGCAUUCUCAUCAACUAGACAACAGAUGCGCAAUGGUCUGGAUAUUCUAAUCUCACGACCGGGUAUACUACCGUCUCGGGAGCUGCUGGACGAAAAUGAUCGACAGCUGCAGCUGGUCAAGUUCCAGGACACCGAUGUGGAUCCCAUUCACCGAGCUGGACCAUCCCAUUAUCUCGCGAACUUUGAGGAAAUCGGUAUUAUUGGCAAGGGUGGCUACGGUGUGGUCUAUCAAGUUCGUCACAAGCUGGACCGGCAGGAGUACGCCAUCAAGAAGGUGCCUAUUAGUGCGGCUCGAGCUCAGCGAAUCCGUAAUGGCGGUGAGGACGAAUUGGCAAGGCUGCUGGUGGAACCGCGAACAAUGGCUGGUCUCGAUCAUCCAAACGUUGUACGCUACUAUAACUCAUGGGUGGAGUACUCUAGUACAGGCCUUCCAGCAUCAACCAAGCCCAGUGGCUCACCAACCUCUUUUAGCGAGAACGAGAGCGUCGCUACCUUCUCUGAUGAUGACGACGCCAUAAUUGGUGCCGCAGACGACCGUUCACUGCAACGAAUUACGACAGUCAGCGAUGACGCAAACACUUCCAUCAAUGUCUUGUUCGAGCACAGCACUUCGCAAGAACGGGCUCCUGAUUCUGGAGAUAUGGCAAAUCUCCCAUCGCGCGAAACGCAAAGUCGGAGUAUGGCGGCCGGUCAAACUUCGGACAUACUCGAGUCGAGAGGGAUCGAAGACAAAGGGCUGACCGUACCAUCAGCUGGGCCAUGCUACUUUCUGCAUCUGCAGAUGGGUCUCUACCCUAUGAGUCUUGCAGACUUCCUAUCACCAGAUGCAUACGUGUCGAGGUCAGUGAAAGCACCGGUCAUACGGCACUGCUUUCAUCUCCAGCCGACCUUGAGCAUCCUGCUUGCGAUUGUCAACGGUCUACUAUAUCUCCACCACAAAGGCACAGUCCAUGGCGACCUUAAACCCGCCAACAUCCUCAUGGCAUUGAAUGAUAACCCACGAGACAGACGGGGAUCAGUAGACCUAAUGUUGUGCGACGAGUGUCGCGCGGCCGGCCACGCACAUCCCAUCUCACUGAACGUCCGUAUAGGAGACUUUGGCCUGGCGACAGCUCUUGAUGAGGCACCAGACGCUGCACGUAAUACACCAGGUGGUACGACAAUGUAUAGACCUCUGACAGAGACAAUCCACGAUAAUAAAUACUUGGACAUCUUCGCACUCGGCAUUAUCGCAUUCGAGCUCCUAUGGCCAUUCACCACGAAGAUGGAACGGCAUGAAGCUCUGGAUGGUCUGAAACGCAAUGGCACAUUCCCAGCAGAUGGCAAGGAGAGUAUUGGGGAUGGACGUAUCCGCAGAUGCAUCUCGCAGCUUCUGGCAGGCGGUAUGACGCUCUCGAAGCUGAAGCAGGAUCUCCUGACUCUGCAGGAUGCAUAUCGGUCGAAGGCUAGUACCGGGAUAUUCACUUCCUCGACACUAUUCUACUCUGGCAUAUUUGCGGCGGCUGCGACUUGGGAUGCUGGCGCGAAGAAGCAGCGGAGAGAGCAAUGGGACAAGGCCAUAGCGGGCGUGAAGCAAGAAUUGGGUCAGCGAGUCGAGGCGGGCGAGACACAUUUGCACCAGGCCCAACAAACUGAAUUGGAUCAGGACCAUACGAAUUUAGUGGAGGCGGAGGCCACGGUCGCGUGUGUACCAGGUGUCUUCACAGAUGUUGAGCCUCAGACGCAACCAUCUCAAUGGCCUGCCAAUACUGGACCAGAUUUGCAGAUACACUCUCUUCCACCAGAGUCGAUCUAUGCUACCCAGGAUCGCAAAGCUCGCGCGAGUACUCGGAGGUGGUCGCCGAAGAAGCUGGAGACUGUGAUGCUAUCGAUAGAUUUGCUACAACUACAGCUCUUCCUCCAAAUCAAGCAGAAGCCCAACGAUGAAUGGCUCUCUACAGCAUCGGGAGCUGUGCCUGUCACUUACCGCGACAGGAUAUUCAUACCCGACACUGACCUGCAUGCGCUGAUGCAUGGCAAGUUCGACGACCUACGACGCAUAACUCAGAUGGACUCCAAAUUGUCUGGCUGGAAUCGCACAGACGGUGAUAUUGCAUUAUCGCACUACGAGCAGGAUGAGCAUGGAUUGUUCCACGAAACAGCCGAGCAGCUCAAUCUCAGUCUACGAGACCUUUUCCGACAGCACGACAGCAAUGCCAUGAGCACGUCGGUACUGCUUGCAAAAGCGGCCUACAAUCUCUCUUUAUCGACCGCACCACCGAACAUACACACAUACAACACUUUACUGCUAGGCAUGUCAAAGAUCGAGCAGCCUCGUAUCGUCAAUCGUAUCAUCUGCUCGAUGCGCGAAACGCACCUUCGACCCAACGAGGUUUCUAAUAUGGCGAUUCUGGACCACUUGACAGCCACAGACGACGCGCAAGGAUUCGUCAGAUGGGUCGGGCUGAUGCGAGGCCGUCACCAAGGUCUAGCACUUGCACGACCGGAUGUCAAGAUCACCGAAACAGGGUCGCGUCGGCUCGUGCGGGUGACGAAGGUGGAAGGUCGAGAAGACAAGAUCAUCCAACUACCGUACCCCACACCGAACGUGUUUGGUGCGCUUAUGCGAGGUGUGCUCAAGUUCAGCGGCUUCGAUACUGCUCUCAGUAUAUGCCAAGGCAUGGGUCAAGAGGGUUGGGGUUUGUGUAUGGGAGGCUUGACGCCACUACUAUUGGAUUGUGCAGAUCGUGGUGACUGGCAGGCGGGGCUGGCUGUAUGGCAGCAAAUACAGAAGCUCAGAUGGCGGAGUACUUCGAGAGCGAGGGAAGAGAAUGCCAUGCCAGAGAAGAUUCCUUUGGCUGCUUUCGCUGCGAUGCUGAGACUCGCAUCUGGUAGUGCGCAAAAGACUGUCUUCGAGGACGUUUGGGCGCAGGUCCGGAGGACGAAUGCGAAGUCUAUGGCCAUGCUUUCGAGCUUGGUCAAGGAUCAGAAUGAUCUGGCCCAGCAAGCCGGCAUUGCGAGAGAGUCUGCUGCGAAACAGGCAGGAUUAGAGCCCAAGGAGGAACUUCCGAGUCUGGUGAACCUGCUAGAUGCCUUGAGAGGACCAGCUCGUGAGUCUGCAGCGCUCGAGCCCGAGCCUCUUGUGCACAUCCGUGGUGAGGAAGAGGCAAAGGGCCAGAUUAAGCCUCCCAUUUUGAGAUCGAAGCAUAAUCACACGGCACCUGUUAUGCUUCGAGAGCAGCUCGAUGGCUGGUUGCCAGCUGGUCAUGAGCUCAACGACUAUGAACUGGGAGAACGACCUAUGGCCAUGUACAAUUAG